AUGGAAGCCCCAUCCUCACCUUCUUCCGUGAUCACUGCCCCACCUGACUGUCACGAAACCGCCGUGAGGCUCGCCAAACUCAUGGUAGAAGCCAUGACUUGCCGCUUUGCCCUCCUGCAUUACGAUACGUUGACUAGAAUAUGGAGGCCUGACGAUGACGAGGGAAAGAAGAUUAUUCCAUCACACUUUGAGAAGUACCGCGAAGAACGCAAUUUUCGAUACCCGUGCUGCUUAUGUGCCGACGGGUGUGGAAAAGAGGCCUACACCGAGGCGGCAGUGUAUCCUUGGAAAGAUAAGACUACUCGAGAGACUUAUUGGAGGGUAAGAUGCGCAUCUGAUGAGUGUGGAUAUCAAGUGAGAAUAGACGCAUACUACCGGCUAUCGUCUUUAGCCACCUUCCAGUACCGUCGUCGAGGUAUCAACUACAUUCCUGUGGUGCAAUAA
Molecule: messenger RNA, 444 nt
Organism: Suillus fuscotomentosus
Lineage: Eukaryota; Fungi; Basidiomycota; Agaricomycetes; Boletales; Suillaceae
Exons: 3
Coding region: 1-444 (147 amino acids)
Source: RefSeq, a predicted model, not a curated record